GCAACUUUGUUUAAACGAUUAAGUUUCGAGCUUCAGAAAAUUUGGAGACAUGGCUACUGAUGAGACCAAAGUAUCGCCACAAUCAUAUCCAAUGAAAGGUGGAGAUGGGAAAGUCAGCUAUGCUCGUAACUCCUUCGCCCAGAGGACAGCAGUGGAUGCUUCCAAGAAAUUUAUAAGCGAAGCAAUAGCUGACCUUCUUGACAUUGAAUUUGAUCCCAUUCUGGAUUUAUCUGUCAGAUUUGGAAUAGCAGACUUGGGCUGUGCCGCUGGGCCUAACACAUUCUACGCAGUGCAAAACAUCAUAGACGCUAUAGACAGCAAGUACGCAAAGCAGCAUCAGGAAUCUAAAGCUCUAGAAUACCAAGUGUUCUUCAAUGAUCACAUCAACAAUGAUUUCAAUACUCUCUUCAGAACCCUCCCCUCCCCGCUGCGAUACUUUCCUGUUGGAGUGCCUGGUUCUUUUUAUGGUCGCUUAUUUCCUGAAGCCUCUGUUCAUUUGAUGCACUCAUCCAAUUCAUUGAACUGGCUUUCUAGAGUUCCUAAAAGUGUUGGAGAUAUCAAAAAAGUGAAGUCCUUUAAUUUGCCUAUAUACUAUCCAUCACCUGAUGAGAUUGGGAAAUUGAUUCAAGACAAUGGUUGUUUAAGCAUUGAGAGGAUGGAGACAUUUACUGGCAACGGAAAGCACAUUUACAAUUCCCAAAUGUGGACGCUGGCUGUAAGAGCUGCCUUCGAGGCAAUUAUAAGUAAUAACUUUGGAAAUGAAAUCGUUGAAGAGCUGUUUGAGCUCUUCACCAAGAAACAUAUGGAUAAUGUUUCUAUCUUUAGUAGAGAUGAUGUUAUGAGUCAUGGAUUAAUUUCCAAAGAAAAAGUGAAGUCCUUUAAUUUGCCUAUAUACUAUGCAUCACCUGAUGAGAUUGAGAAAUUGAUUCAAGACAAUGGUUGUUUCAGCAUUGUGAGGAUGGAGACAUUUCCUGGCAACGGAAAGCACAUUUACAAUUCCCAAAUGUGGACACUGAUUGUAAGAGCUGCCUUCGAGGCAAUUAUAAGUAAUAACUUCGGAAGUGAAAUGGUUGAAGAGCUAUUUGAGCUCUACAACAAGAAACAUAUGGAUAAUGUUUCUAUCUUUAGUAGAGAUGAUGUUAUAAGUCUUCUACACUUGAAUGUUGUUCUCAAGCGCAAAAUUUAGUGCAAGGAGUGUCAUGACUCCAUAUCUACACUGUUCUGCUGCUUUGGUUCUAAUUUUCCUCGAGCUUGGUCUAAAGAAAUAAAACAGUCAUCAUCUCGAGGGACAACAAUUCUAUAUAGACUCCAAUUUGGAAAGUCUUGAUUUCGAAAUUUGAGAAGGGAUGGAUGAUAUUCAAUGUGUAAUCCAAAAUUAUAUA
This is a messenger RNA of Theobroma umbraticum, 1382 nucleotides long. RefSeq names its product loganic acid O-methyltransferase-like. Gene Ontology annotation, molecular function: methyltransferase activity. The record is from RefSeq and is a predicted model, not a curated record. Lineage: Eukaryota; Viridiplantae; Streptophyta; Magnoliopsida; Malvales; Malvaceae.